Seminavis robusta is the source of this 1293-nucleotide messenger RNA. NCBI's taxonomy places the organism in Eukaryota, Bacillariophyta, Bacillariophyceae, Naviculales, Naviculaceae. The record is from the annotation of a GenBank genome assembly.
CCAGUACCCGGCAAGCUAACGAUUGAAAAAUGGUGGUCCAAAUAUUACUCUAGAGGUUAAUAGAAAGCGGAACCAAAAACUCCACAACUCGAACGGCUCACAAUCAGGAUACUCAAGUACUAGCUAGAGAAAGAGAUUCGAUUCGAUUCAAAUAGGGUCAAAUCAUUUCAUUCAACACCAUGUUGACCGCUAGUGCCAUCUGCCGUUCCCGCAUCAUCACCUUGAUACCAUCUACCACUGCUGCUACCAGCAGGGCCCUGUCAACUUCUGCUGUUGGAAGAGCUGUUGGAAGUAUCGCCGCUCCCCCUCUGAUUGCUGAUAACGAUGACAUAACUCAUGCGAAGAAAGUAACAGAUUGCUAUUCAUACUACGAAGACAUGUCUGACUUUGUUGGGAUCUCUGAUUACACUGACGGUAUCUACAACGGUAAACGAGAUACCGUGUACGAAGAAGCUCAGGUGAAUCAGACAAACUACCUCCUCGACCAGGCAGAGAUUGGGCCAGGUGCACGCUUAUUGGAUGUGGGAUGUGGUCGUGGAAGGCUUCUUCAAGCAGCCAAGGAUAGAGGCGCGGAAGUCAUGGGGAUCACCAUUAGCCCGGAACAGAAGGAGUACUGCCGCCGCAAAGGAUUGGAUGUCAGACUUCAAGAUUACCGUGCACUGGAGCAUAAGCAGGAGUGGCAUGGCCAAUUCGAUGCCGUCAUUGCGAAUGGGUCGAUGGAACACUUCGUCUCCACCAAGGAUGGCCUUGCUCGCCGAGCUGGAGAUAUUUACGAAAACACUUUUGGCAUUUACCACAAGCUCAUCAAUCCCAGUGCAGAAUCUCGCCGAGUGGUGACGACCGUCAUUCAUCAUCGCCCUCGAAACGGGAAACGAAUGAACUUGAGCUUGAGUGAUAAAAUCAUGUUCGGAUUGCUUGCCGAAGCCUAUGGCGGGUGGUACCCCUUGGAUGGCCAACUUGAAAAAUCCGCAGACGGUAAGUUCCGAUCCAUCGAAAAAGUCGAUGGAACAGAAGAUUACUUGUGGACCUCGAUUGAUGCAUUUGCUGUGAUGCGUCAAAAGCGAAGUGACAACCCCGUUGGAUACAUGCGGAACCUUGCCGCCACAGGAAUUCGUGCUCCUCUCUUCGCAGCCAACCCUUGGAUGUCGACGUGGCAGUUCCGAGGAAGUGAUUCCAACCCCCCACCCACAGUUUUGUAUCGCCACACAUGGGAGUACCAGGAUGCUUGAGUAAUACUGUGCAUGUAGGAAGGAGGAUAAUCAGAAACCAAAUCGACAUAAUAAUAUAGUGCCA